Messenger RNA from Dioscorea cayenensis subsp. rotundata (Guinea yam), 369 nucleotides. Its product is annotated as multifunctional methyltransferase subunit TRM112 homolog A-like. The record is from RefSeq and is a predicted model, not a curated record. NCBI's taxonomy places the organism in Eukaryota, Viridiplantae, Streptophyta, Magnoliopsida, Dioscoreales, Dioscoreaceae. The transcript has a single exon. Gene Ontology annotation, molecular function: protein heterodimerization activity. Gene Ontology annotation, biological process: rRNA (guanine-N7)-methylation; tRNA methylation; peptidyl-glutamine methylation. The coding region runs from base 1 to 369 and encodes 122 amino acids.
AUGAGGCUUCUAACACACAACAUGGUAUCCAACAAUGUGAAGGGGGUUGUCAAUGGCUUCUCGUUGUGCCUCAAAGCUUCCACCUGGGUGGAGAAGGAGGUCAACUUCAAUGUCGGCUUUCUCCGCUCCAUAUUCCCCAAGAUCGACUGGCCAGCACUCUUCAGUGCUUCCCAGACGGUUGGCUAUGUCACUUUACCUAACUCUGUUGAAGCCAACAUGCUCAAAUCGGAGGAUUUCUUAAAGAAAUUCAACCACGCUUUGUCAGAGAUCCAUGUGGAAGAAGGGGCACUCGUGUGCCCAGAGACUGUCCAGAGGUUUCCUAUUAAUAAAAUGAUUCCCAAUAUGUUGCUUAACAAAGAUGAGGUUUAG